This is a messenger RNA of Panthera uncia (snow leopard), 1008 nucleotides long. RefSeq names its product late endosomal/lysosomal adaptor, MAPK and MTOR activator 3 (gene LAMTOR3). The record is from RefSeq and is a predicted model, not a curated record. NCBI's taxonomy places the organism in Eukaryota, Metazoa, Chordata, Mammalia, Carnivora, Felidae. Gene Ontology annotation, cellular component: Ragulator complex. Gene Ontology annotation, biological process: positive regulation of TOR signaling; cellular response to amino acid stimulus. Bases 129 to 503 code for a protein of 124 amino acids. The transcript has 7 exons.
CAAAUCAUGUGACGACGGCUUUUGGAGGAGACUGUUUUUGAAGCUGUCCCUGAAUUUGCAGCUGAGAGAACACGGCAACCCAGCAAACCAGGAGUGGAGAUUGAUCCUGCGGGAGAAAGGGGUUCAUCAUGGCGGAUGACCUGAAGCGAUUCCUGUAUAAAAAGUUACCAAGUGUUGAAGGGCUCCAUGCUAUCGUUGUGUCAGAUAGAGAUGGAGUGCCUGUUAUUAAAGUGGCCAAUGAUAAUGCUCCAGAACAUGCUUUGAGACCUGGUUUCUUAUCUACUUUUGCCCUGGCAACAGAUCAAGGGAGCAAACUUGGACUUUCAAAAAAUAAAAGUAUCAUCUGUUACUAUAACACCUACCAGGUGGUUCAAUUCAAUCGUUUACCUUUGGUGGUGAGUUUCAUAGCCAGCAGCAAUGCCAAUACAGGACUCAUUGUCAGCCUAGAAAAGGAACUUGCUCCAUUAUUCGAAGAAUUGAGACAAGUUGUGGAAGUUUCUUAAUCUGGCAGUGGUUUUGAUGUUCACCUGAUUUUCAUUAUAACAGACACAGUAUCAAUCCAGCAAUCUUUAGACACAACAAUACUUAUAUCCAUAUACUCAAGAAAGGGCCCCUUUCCCACCUUCUUCCACUAAAGAAAGAGCCUAGAGAUACAAUUUAUGGACAGAUUGAUUGUUAUCUUUUCUUGUGUAGGGUCUUAAUUUAGUGAGAUCUGGGGAUAGCACAGAAAUGGUUCAAUACAUCACAGCUCCCAUGGAGUUAGUCCAGUCACCAGAUAUGCAUGAGAUUCUAUUCAUUGGGUCAGAAUCAAAAUGGUACUUUGAUCCACUGGAGCCAUUAAGUGCUCCCUAUUGUAUAAUAUGCCCAGGCCUGCAGAAUGAAGCAGACCCUUUUUAUUGUGAAUAAUAAUGAGGACAUAUUUUUCUUUAUAUUGUUUUAUUUCUUUGCAUUGAGUGUGAGGAAGAUAAAAUGGCUUAGUAAAAGUAAUAAAAUCCGUACAAUCACUAA